AUGUUUCUGAUCCCCGUGAUCUCUGAGCCAUACUCCACGCAGAAUCAGAAGAGCUUUUCAUCCAAAGUGCUCAUUGGAAACUGGGUGGAAGACAGGAGACGGUUUAGCAAAGCCACUGAUCAGACACCCCAGAGCGUUUCCAGAAAGGAGUACAUCCCCUUCCUAGACCAUGAGCCGGACCAAAUCUCCAGAUUGUACACGAAGAAAAGAAUGGAGGGGCUGCCGUACAAACAUCUGAUGACCCACCACCGGGAGCCCUCGCACCGCUACCUCAUCAGCGCCUACGACGAUCACUACAACCGGCGGAACUACAACCCAGCCAUGCCUGCCGUCCGCACGUGGAGUAGGCAGAAGUUGCUGUGGCUGCCGGAGAAAUCCGACUUCCCCCUUCUUGGUCCCCCUACAAACUAUGGAUUGUACGAGCAACAGAAGGAGAGGUGGCUUUCACCCCAGGGUGGCCUGAGAGAGAGCCUUUACACUUCAUCCUACUCUAGACCUCCACUGGGCACGCAGGCCCCUCUCCUUCCCCUGCGCUCCCUCCCACGCUUCUAA
Messenger RNA from Perognathus longimembris pacificus (Pacific pocket mouse), 552 nucleotides. RefSeq names its product cilia and flagella associated protein 107 (gene Cfap107). The transcript is spliced from 4 exons. The record is from RefSeq and is a predicted model, not a curated record. The coding region runs from base 1 to 552 and encodes 183 amino acids. Lineage: Eukaryota; Metazoa; Chordata; Mammalia; Rodentia; Heteromyidae.